ACGUUGUUUACAUGUGACGUCACUUCCUGCUUGACGCUACUAGGAGGAAGAGCUCGAAGAAAGCAACAGAAAGGGCUGAAGAAGACAUGGCUGAACUGUCACUGUACCUCACAAAUGUUAACGUGUCUCUAGGACAAACUAUGGACACAGAGAAGAGUUCUACAGUGGUGAAGGAGUUUGAAAGUGUGGAACUUGGAGAUCUGAGCAAAAAGAAGCCAAAGAUUCCUCGCAGAACAAUCUACUUUGCAUCUGGUGAAACUAUGGAAGAGUACAGUACUGAUGAAGAGGAGGAAGAAGAACCAGAGAAAGCGAAAACUAUAAGCAAAGUGGAUCCGUCAAAGCUAACCUGGGGUCCAUACGUCUGGUUCCAAAUGUGGAGAGUGGCAACCUCAACCAUCUCAGUUUGUGACUAUCUUGGAGAAAAAAUGGCCUCGCUGCUGGGAAUCACGACACCAAAAUAUCAGUACGCAAUUGAUGAGUACUACAGAAUGAAGAAAGAGGAGGAGGAAGAAGAGGAGGAGAACCGUCUCUCUGAGGAGGCAGAACGUCGUUUUGAGGAGCAGCACAAUCAGGAGGGCCAGCAGCCAAAGAUCGAGCAACCAGAAGGAACUGCUUCUUUUGUGAAUGUGACCUUUGAACUGGAGCAGGAAUCACAUGCUACACCUGAUGUAAAUAAAGUGCCUGCCCCCAUUCCCUCCUAAAAUACUGUUUAGUUGAUUUGAGCACGUUAGAUGGUUGUUACCAUAUUUACUAUGUUAGGUUUCAUUUUUGGAGAAGAAACUUAAUCUUACAUGAAGUCGAACAUGAAGGUAACAUGUUGUUUAUGCAUAGCUGACAAUGAUUCUGCUAAGAACACGGAACUGUUUUAAUAAUCAUUUACAAAGAUAUACAUAUAAAUGUGGAAGCUUAUUUUUGACACGGAAUAAAAAUGUUUUUAAAAAGGUAAUUGCAAAUUUACACCUCACAAUUCUGACUUUUUCUUAAAAUUUAAGUUUACAUCUUGGAGUUCUGUUUUUAUACACCUAACCCAAAUUUUGAAAGAAAAAAAAUCUGCAACUGCAAAAUAUAAAAAAAAGUCACAAUUGUAAGUCACAAUUACCUUUUUAAUUUUUUUCUGUGGUGGAAAUAAUGUUCCAUAUAAAACCUCUCUUGGUCACUACAACAAUUCAUUGUACAUUUUAAUAAUUAUAAACCCCUAAAAGGCUAAACACUAUAACAACUGCAUGGAUUAGCAAUCUCUUACAAUGCUGUAAAAUGUGAGUACUUAUAAUAGACAUUUCUAUGUUACUGAUAAUGCUAGGAGUUGUCAAAAAUCACGUAAACUGUCAGAUGGGAAUAUUCCCUCUUUCAAAAGUCAGUGUUUUCAGAGCUGACAACAUUCAAGAAGUUAUUUUUCUAACCAAAUAUUCUUUUUAUGUGAGCACAUUAUUGUUUGUGUGUAUGUAAAUGUGUGCUUUACCCAUUUGUCCACUCCCUGACAUACACACACACACACACACACACACACACACACGAAAAGCAUUUCAUUUUGAAAAGUGUGUAAUUUAUUUGUGUACAAUAAUUUUGUAUUAUGUAGGUGACAACACACCUAGCUUUCUAUAAUGUAGGUGAUAAAAAAUACAGUUUGUUUUGUACAUAUUACUUAAUAAACUAUUCAAUAUACAACUGA
Labeo rohita (rohu) is the source of this 1669-nucleotide messenger RNA. It is a transcript of the gene fam177a1a, whose product is annotated as family with sequence similarity 177 member A1. The transcript has 5 exons. The record is from RefSeq and is a predicted model, not a curated record. NCBI's taxonomy places the organism in Eukaryota, Metazoa, Chordata, Actinopteri, Cypriniformes, Cyprinidae. Bases 87 to 701 code for a protein of 204 amino acids.